AUAUCUAUAGUGCCCUAGUUUAGAUUAAGAUUUUUAGAUUAUAUUAUUAUACUAUUAUGGUAUUAUUUGUCAAUUUGUCAUUCAUUUUUUCGUCUAGCGUCGUGCUGUACGUACCACCGCCCACCACUAUACCAGGUGAUUACUGAAUAAAUUACCAAGUUUUUGAAAUUAAAAAUUGAAAUGGAGAAUCCUGAAGGAGAUAAAAAGUCAAGUUCUUCAGAAAAAAAACCCUAUACUAUUCAGCCAUCUUCGAGUUCUAUUGAGCAGACCUCCAAUAGUUCUUUUAUAAAAAAACUUAAAUUGACCGGUCGCAGUUUAGUAGUGUUUUAUGGAAGUCAAACAGGGACUGCAGAAGAAUUUGCUGGAAGAUUAGCCAAAGAAGGGGCCAGAUAUAAAAUGAAAGGAAUGGUAGCCGAUCCUAAAGAAUGUGAUAUGGCAGACUUGGUAGAAAUGAAAGAAAUUCAAAAGUCAUUGGCAAUUUUUUGUAUAGCAACAUAUGGUGAGGGAAACCCGACUGAUAAUGCUAUGGAUUUCUACGAUUGGCUUCAAAAUGGUAACGUCGACCUAAAAGGAUUGAAUUAUGCAGUAUUUGGAUUGGGAAAUAAGACUUACGAGAACUAUAACAGAAUUUCUAUUUACGUUGAUAAACGUUUGGAAGAAUUGGGUGCUACUAGAGUUCAUGAAAUUGGUAUAGGAGAUGAUGAUGCCAAGUAAAUAUUAAUAUUAUUUUUCAUCUAA
Messenger RNA from Acyrthosiphon pisum (pea aphid), 738 nucleotides. Its product is annotated as NADPH--cytochrome P450 reductase. The record is from RefSeq and is a predicted model, not a curated record. Gene Ontology annotation, molecular function: NADPH-hemoprotein reductase activity; FMN binding; flavin adenine dinucleotide binding. Gene Ontology annotation, cellular component: cytosol. Gene Ontology annotation, biological process: response to hormone. Lineage: Eukaryota; Metazoa; Arthropoda; Insecta; Hemiptera; Aphididae. Bases 181 to 714 code for a protein of 177 amino acids. The transcript has 5 exons.